UGUGUUGUAUUUUUGCUCAGCAGAUUUAUUGCUGCGAAAGUCAUAAGUGAGAGACAGUAAAGGAAUAAUGUCUGACGUCCCGAGUCCGGGACAGCCUCCUACGGGUGGAGGACCUCCGUCAUCAGCUCCGCAGAAUCAAACGUAUCCGCAGUUGCAACCGCCGUAUCACCCGGCAGUUGGACCUCUUCCCCCUCAAUCUGUCCAAAAUCCUCAGCAAAUGCCUGCUGGUGGUGGUGGAAUUCCUCGACAAUCUCCGAGUCCCGCAGCGCCUGUUCAGCAAAUGCCGGCACAUCAAAUCCAACAUCAUCCCGGAGGUCCUCCCGUCAGUCAACCAAGCAUGCACCCGAUGAAUCCGCCCAUGCCACAUCAUGCUGGAAUGCCGCCUCAGCAAGCAUACUAUGCGACGCAUCAUCCGAAUGGACCUUCUGCUGCGCCUCAGCCACAAGGACAGGGAUAUCCUCAAGGAAUGCAAAGACCACCUCCUCCACCUUCCUCACAGGUCAACGCUCCCAUUCCGCCUUACCAACAGAAUAUGCAACAUUUACCUUCACAACGGCCGCCGGGACCUUACAGCCAAGAAAAUUUGAACGCCUUGCAAAAGGCGAUCACAUCGAUGGAAGAGAAAGGCAUGCAGGAAGAUCCUCGAUAUUCCCAGCUCGUCGCGAUUGCACAAACAACGAAUCCGUAUGGACCACCGUCGGCUGGUGAUCCAAAUGCGCAGCAGAAGGCCCCAAUGAGCGCUCUAACUCCUGCCCAAGUCCAGCAACUUCGUUCACAAAUUAUGGCUUAUCGGAUUCUGGCUAGAAAUCAAGUACUUCCGAGCCAACUGCUGCUGAGCAUUCAGGGAAGACCGCAGCAAGCGCCUAUUCCUCCCCCAAAUGGCGUUAUGCCACCCCAGUCUAUGCCUCGACCAACUACUGCUGGUUCAGAACCAAGACCGGGAUAUCCUCCACAGCAAGCUGGCCAAAAGAUGCCAAUGGCACCGAUAGGUGCUCCGAUGCGUCAGCCAAUGGCCGGUGGUGCCCCUCCUCAGCCAGGCUACCCUCAUCCAGGUUCUCCGACACUCCCAAACUCAGGUCAAGUUGGUGAACCCGUGCAAGUGCCGCAGGUGAUCCAGCCGCCGCAACAGCAAACUGCCCCUGGUCCACAACAUCAUCCGAUGCUUCAGAAGACCUCGAGGAUCACUCCCUUGGCCAAGCCAAUUGGCAUCGACCCCGUCAUGAUGUUAAAGGAGAGAGAAAACCGACUUGCCGCUCGAUUGGCUUAUAGAAUAGAAGAGCUCACCAACAUAAUCCCCGCUUCCAUACCCGAAGAUCUGAAAACGAAGGCUACCAUUGAAUUGAAAGCUAUCCGUCUCUUGAACUUCCAGCGUCAACUCCGAGCCGAAAUUAUAGCUGGAAUGCGGAAAGAUAGUUUUCUAGAAAGUGGUCUGAAUAUCAAAGCGUACAAACGUGUGAAACGUCAGGGAUUGCGAGAAGCCCGUUCGACAGAAAAGCUUGAAAAGCAACAGAAAUUAGAACAAGAGCGUAAACGCCGUCAGAAGCAUCAAGAAUUCCUCAAUGCCGUCCUCCAACAUGGCAAAGAUCUCAGAGAAUUUCACAAGAACAACCAAGUUAAAAUUGGGAAGCUCAACAAGGCCAUCAUUGCUUGGCAUGUCAACGCGGAGAAGGAAAAAACUCGAGAGCAGGAAAGGAUCGAGAAAGAACGUAUGCGUAGGUUGCUCGCGGAAGAUGAAGUGGGUUAUAGAAAACUCAUUGAUCAAAAGAAAGACAAGCGUCUUGCGUACCUCCUCUCUCAAACUGACGAAUAUAUCUCGAAUCUUAUGCAAAUGGUCCAAGUGCAUAAGGCCGAGCAGCGGAAAGUACAGAAGGAUCAGAAGCAACGCCGACGUAGGCGCAAGAAACGUCAGGCGGAAAAGGAUGACGACGAUCCCAGGGUGGAAGUUAAAGAAGUUUCUUCCGGUCGACGUUUGGUUGGGGAUGAAGCUCCAGUUGCAUCACAGCUGGAAGCCUGGCUUGAGACCCAUCCGGGUUGGGAAGCGGUUCCGAAGCAGGAAGGUGAAGGCGCGGAUGACGAUGAUGAUGAGUAUGAGACCGGCGACGAAGAGUCCCAUGGCUCUGGAUCAGAUUCAGAUGAUGAAGGUGAAAGAAAGACUGGCGGCCUUCAUUCGAAGACCGACGACGAUCGUGUCAAGGAUGUCAUUCACAAAGCAAAGGUUGAAGAUGACGAGUACAAAACUUGCACGGGCGAAAUUAAUUACUAUGCCGUCGCUCAUACGAAGAGAGAGGAAGUCACAGAACAAGCGUCGAUCAUGGUGAAUGGCAAACUGAAGGAAUAUCAAAUCAAGGGCUUGGAAUGGAUGGUUUCUUUGUACAAUAACAACUUGAACGGCAUUCUGGCCGAUGAAAUGGGUUUAGGAAAAACCAUUCAAACGAUUGCACUUGUGACUUAUCUGAUGGAGAAGAAGAAAGUCAAUGGACCUUUCCUUGUCAUCGUUCCGCUUUCAACUCUGUCGAAUUGGACGAUGGAGUUCGAAAAAUGGGGUCCAUCCGUUGUCGUCGUAAGCUACAAGGGAUCUCCCGGACUUCGUCGAUCCAUUCAGGCCCAGAUGAAAGGCGCAAAAUUCAACGUUCUCCUGACUACCUACGAAUAUGUCAUAAAGGAUAAAGCCAUCUUGUCAAAAAUCCGCUGGAAAUACAUGAUAAUCGACGAGGGUCAUCGUAUGAAGAAUCAUCACUGCAAAUUGACGCAGAUCUUGAACACUUUUUAUAUUGCCCCGCAUCGCUUGCUUCUUACUGGCACGCCAUUGCAGAACAAAUUGCCGGAGUUGUGGGCUCUUCUCAAUUUUCUCUUGCCGAGUAUUUUCAAAUCUUGCUCAACCUUUGAGCAAUGGUUCAAUACUCCGUUUGCAACCACUGGCGAGAAGGUGGAGCUGAAUGAAGAAGAACAGAUUUUGAUUAUUCGUCGGUUGCACAAAGUUUUGCGGCCGUUUUUGCUGCGUAGAUUGAAGAAGGAAGUAGAAUCGCAAUUGCCGGAUAAGGUGGAAUACAUAAUCAAAUGCGAAAUGUCCGGACUGCAAUUGGCAUUGUACCGGCACAUGCAAGCCAAGGGAGUGUUGCUGACUGAUGGCUCAGAAAGGGGCAAAAAUGGCCAACGUGGGGCGAAAGCGUUGAUGAACACCAUCAUGCAGCUUCGAAAGCUAUGCAAUCAUCCAUUCAUGUUCCAGUACAUCGAAGAAGCCUAUUGCAAGCAUGCCGGGUUUAACAAUACUGUUGUUUCCGGGCCCGAUCUUUAUCGAGCGAGUGGAAAAUUUGAGCUGCUGGAUAGGAUUCUCCCCAAGUUAAAAGCUACUGGUCAUCGUGUUCUGUUGUUCUGUCAAAUGACGCAGUUGAUGACUAUCAUGGAAGAUUACUUGACUUUCCGUAACUUCAAAUACCUGCGUUUGGACGGAACGACGAAGUCAGAUGAUCGUGGUCAGUUGUUGGCUAAGUUCAAUACCAAGGAAUCUCCUUAUUUCCUGUUCUUACUGUCAACCCGUGCCGGUGGCUUGGGUCUUAAUCUUCAGGCUGCGGAUACGGUAGUCAUUUUUGAUUCUGACUGGAAUCCACACCAAGAUCUCCAAGCUCAAGACAGAGCUCACCGCAUUGGUCAGAAAAAUGAGGUCCGUGUCCUUCGUCUGAUGACGGUCAACAGUGUGGAAGAACGCAUCCUCGCCGCAGCGAAAUACAAACUCAAUAUGGACGAGAAGGUCAUUCAAGCUGGAAUGUUCGAUCAGAAGUCCACUGGUUACGAGAGGAAGCAAUUUCUUCAGUCAAUUCUCACGCAGGACGAAAUGGAAGAAGAGGAAGAAAAUGAGGUCCCUGAUGACGAAACGGUCAACCUGAUGAUUGCUCGCUCCGAAGAGGAACUUCAGAAAUUUCAGGCCAUGGAUUUGGAACGUCGCCGCGAAGAAGCCAAGCUGGGGGCUAACCGGAAACCCCGACUGAUGGAAGACUCAGAACUUCCUGCUUGGCUAAUGCGCGAAGAAGAUGAUAUGGACGAAACUCUCGAAGAGGAUGACGAAGAAAAGUAUUAUGGUCGUGGUUCCCGCGCCCGAAAAGAAGUGGAUUACUCUGAUUCGCUAACUGAGAAAGAGUGGCUUAAAGUCAUCGGUGCGCAGUUGGACGAAGAUGGGAAUGAAAUCAUAGAGGACGAAGAGGACGACUACGGAUCGCGUAAGAAGCGACGCGGAAGUGAGCAGCCGAGGAAGGAGAGGGGGCGCACUGGGCCUCGUGGCCAAAAGCGGAAGUUGGACUUCGAAGGUGUCGAAGAAGAAGAAGAGGAAGGGGUACAAACGAAGAAGAGGUCAGGACGACCUCCUGGCAGUGGAAUGGCUGGCAGGCCGAGCAAGCGAAAGGAUGUUACGCCAUUCAUGAUAAACCAAAUGAGGAAGCUUGUCAAGAUAGUUGUUAAUUACACGGAUGCGAAUGACCGUGUGUUGAGCACUCCGUUUUUGAAGCUGCCCUCGAGGAAGGAACUUCCGGAUUAUUACAGGAUCAUCAAGAAGCCCCUUGAUAUCUACAAACUCAGGCUGAAGAUCAACAAUCAUCAGUAUGCAACCUUGGAUGAGUUGGAGGCCGACUUCAUGACCAUGUGCAAGAAUACGCAAGUAUACAAUGAGGACUCUUCCUUGAUAUACGCGGAUUCCAUCGUUCUUCAGACCGUCUUCACAAAUGCGCGGGAGCGGUUGGAACAGGAAGCAGAAAACUCGGAAUCGAGAGAAGAGGACGACACGAAUGACGCCGCAGAAGGCGACGAGGAAGAAUCUAACAUGGGCGGCGGUCAAAAUGAUGACGGUGAAGAAGAUGAAGAUGAAAACGACGAUGAUGAGGAAUUCGAGGAAGAUGAUGAUGGACCGAAAAAGGGGAAGCCAAAGAAACCGCGCACACCGAAAGGAGAGUCUUCGCGCGGUCGUGGCCGUAAAGGUCGUCCUAGCGCCUCGACUCGCAAAUAUGUCGAAGACGAGGAUGAAGAUGAGGACUGAAUGAAGUUCGGAAAAAUUCCCUGGAGCAAAUUUUAGUUUGCUAAUUUUUUUGCGUAUAGCUGUUUUGUUGUUGCGUUUCAUCGGCCUGUUUGCACAUAAAUUAUGUUCGGUUUCUAUUUAGCAUGGAUGUUCAUUCUUUGCUCCGAACGAAAUCGACAUCAGGUGUCUCUCAGCGUUUUGGUGUGUAUCGCGAAUGAUUGUAUGGGACGAAAUAUUCAGUUUUUUCUGCUUUUUAAA
Molecule: messenger RNA, 5260 nt
Organism: Notodromas monacha
Lineage: Eukaryota; Metazoa; Arthropoda; Ostracoda; Podocopida; Cyprididae
Source: the annotation of a GenBank genome assembly